AUGGAUCAGAGAGAACUUGAUGCGCGCGUAAAGGCCCUUCACAAGGCCGCUCAGUCCAAUGAGCCCCCUUCUGCUAUCAUUGGCAUUAUCGAGUCCCUAAGAUCUGCUUCGCCGACUGAAGAAAUGCUGCGCACUACGAAGGCGGGCAUUGUCGUAGGAAAGCUUCGAGGAAAUGCGAACAAGGACAUCGCCAAGAUUGCGACCGAAGUGGUUGCGAAGUGGAAGAAAGGCAUCGAGUUGGAGAAGAAAUCCAAGAGCCUGCAUUCCGCCAAAGCACCAAAGGGUUCCGUAUCUCCCGCAUCCAAAGCUGCUUCGCCUGCCCCGAAGCCCCUCGCGGGAAACAAGAAGGCCUACGAGGGUGAUUUAGAAAAGCGCAAUUAUAAGACGGACAAGGUUGAAAUUAGCCGCACCGGCUCCCAGGUCCGUGACAACUGUAUCGGGCUUCUCUACAACGGCCUCGCGUACCGUUCGCGCGAAUCCGAGGACAACGUCAUCAUGCGCGCCGUCGAGGUCGAGCACGCCGCCUUUAAGGCCUACAAGGGCGAGACCAAGGAGUACAAGGAAAAGAUAAGGUCUUUAUUCCAGAACCUCAAGGUCAAGACCAAUGCAGAGCUGGGCCGCAACGUCAUGUCGGGCACCAUCGCCGCCGAGCGCUUCGUCGUCAUGACUUCCAAGGAGCUCAUGUCUGCCCACCAGCGCAAGACCGACGCCGAGCUCGAGCUCGAAAACAUGAAGAAGGCCCAGGUCCCCAUGGUCGAGAAGAGUAUUAGCGACAGUCUUGAGUGCAGCAACUGCAAGAAGAAGAUGGUCAGCUACACGCAGGCUCAAACCCGCAGCGCUGAUGAACCGAUGACGACUUUCUGCGAGUGUAUGAACUGCGGAAAGCGUUGGAAGUUCUCUUGAUCACUACGUCUUGGCUUAUCUACCUAUCUUUACCUAGUUUGGUCUUCCCAAAUCGUAGCAUGGAUACGGCCUCUCAUGAAGUUGCAUGAGGUACAUAAGCAUUACGCGCCGUGGCAUCAUAGAUGGCAGGUGUCUCAUGGCAGGCGUCUCGGAUUCGGUCGACGACCAGGUUGCUUUAUUUUUGAGAUUGGUUGCGUUUGAGUUUGAGUUUGCGUGGAGUUAAGGACUCUAUUCGUUGA
Daldinia loculata is the source of this 1142-nucleotide messenger RNA. RefSeq names its product transcription elongation factor. The transcript is spliced from 3 exons. The record is from RefSeq and is a predicted model, not a curated record. The coding region runs from base 1 to 903 and encodes 300 amino acids. Gene Ontology annotation, biological process: DNA-templated transcription; regulation of mRNA 3'-end processing; transcription elongation by RNA polymerase II. Gene Ontology annotation, cellular component: nucleus. Lineage: Eukaryota; Fungi; Ascomycota; Sordariomycetes; Xylariales; Hypoxylaceae. Gene Ontology annotation, molecular function: RNA polymerase II transcription regulatory region sequence-specific DNA binding; zinc ion binding.